UAUCUUUUGACAAUUUACGUAAUUUGUAGAUUGGUUUCUCUGUUAGGUACAUCUCCUCAAGCUUUUGAAUAUUGGUAUCUAUGUUAUUAUUUUAAAGUUCUUUGAAUGUUAAAAGAAAUUUAAUUUAACAUGGCGCCUAUUGAUAAUUCACCAAGAGGAAAUAUGGAAGGAUUUGAACUUACACAUUCAGUAAAAGCUAAUGAUACAGUACCAAUACAUGUUUAUAAAUCUAUAAAUACUGGAAUUACGGUUUGUAUAGCAGAUGUAGACGGACCUGUUGUUUGUGGCUACUUUGGUUUAGCUACCGAGGCACACGACGACGAUGGACUACCUCACACAUUGGAACAUCUUAUUUUUUUGGGAAGCGAAGAUUACCCCUAUAAAGGUGUUCUAGAUUUAUGGGCUAAUAGAUGUUUAGCAUCUGGUACUAAUGCUGCAACACUCAUCGAUAAUACUCAUUAUACUAUGACAACUGCUGGUAGCGAGGGAUUUUUAUCCUUAAUGCCUGUGUAUCUUGAACACAUCCUUUAUCCAACACUUACGGAUGCAGAAUAUCUUACGGAAGUACAUCAUAUUAGUGGUAAAGGUGAAGAUGCAGGUGUGGUUUAUUGUGAAAUGCAAGGCAGAGAAAACAUUGGGGAAUACUUGGUAGACAUAGAGUUAUGUCGAGCAAUUUUCCCUGGGCGAUGUGGUUACAAAUCUAUCAUUGGAGGAGCAUUAAAAAAUCUAAGAGAAAGCACUAAUAAUGAAAAAGUAAAAGAAUAUCAUAAAGAAUUUUAUAGGCCAGAAAAUUUGACAUUGGUAAUAGUAGGCCAAAUACAACAUGAUGAUGUGUUUAAAGCAUUGCAACCUUUAGAACAGAAAAUAAUAUCGAAAGGAAAUCGAGGUUCAUUUAAAAAACCAUGGCAAAGUCCUGUACCGCCUCUUACUGAAAGUGUAGAUUUGGAUGUGUACUAUCCUUGCGAUGAUGAAGAUAAUGGUGUAGUGAAUGUUGCUUGGCGUGGACCAUCUAUUAUUAGUGAACUAUAUAAUUUCCUUGGUUGCAGUUUAUUUCUAAAAUAUCUCACAGAUACAUCAGUUAGUCCAUUGCAAAAAGAAUUUGUUGAAAUUGAUGAUCCAUAUGCCAGUAAUAUUGCUUUUUAUUAUUCUGAAUAUUCAGUAUCUAUUAUGCAUCUUGAAUUCGAAAGUGUACCAAAGUCAAAAAUUUCAUUUAUAAAAGAUCAAUUAUUAAAGGCAUUAAAUGAUUUACAUAGCAAAGGCAUUGAUAUGAAACGAAUGAGUACAGUCAUUCACAGACGUAUUCUCGAAACAUUGAGUACGCUGGAAGAUGUUCCCCAUGAUACAGUAGCGCAAAUGCUUUUUAAAUAUGUACUUUAUGGCAGCACCAAAGAAGAUUUGGAUAAUAGAACGAACCAAAUAAGGACUCUUAAACAAUUGAGAACCGAACCAGAAGUGUAUUGGCUAAACCUUUUGAAAAGAUAUUUCCUUGAUUCUCCAUUAAUAAUAGUUAAAGGAAUUCCCAGCCUAAAAAAACGACAAGAAUUGUCUGAGAAAGAAUUAAAACGUGUAGCUAAACAAAGAGAAGAUUUAGGCGAAGAAGGUCUUCAACAAAAAGGAAAAGAGUUAGAGGAAGCACUGGCUAAAAAUAGUGUACCAGUACCUGAUGAAAUGUUAAGUUCGGUACCUAUACCAACCACUGAUCUUAUCAGUUUUCAUCACAUCAAAAGUUAUACAACCGAAACUGUUGAGCAACAUUCUAGAUUAGUUUUGCCAAAACUACCAUUUUAUACAUACCUGGAUCAUGUUAAUACAAAUUUUGUUUACAUGUUCGUUAGUAUGAACACGUCAAAUAUUGAAAGAAAAUAUAGACCCUACAUUCCUUUGUUAUUGGAAGUUAUUAUGGAAUGUCCAGUAAAGCGAAAUGGACAACUCAUUCCAUAUGAAAAAGUAGUGGCUGAAUUAGAAGUAGAUACUGUGUCAAUUGAUACUAGUCUUGGAAUUGAUAAUCCUUCAAAGUUUUCAUGUGGAUCAUUUAGUUACAGUGCUCAUUUGAUGCUUCAUCUUGAAAUGGAAAAAUAUGAGAAAGGUGUGCAAUGGAUUAAAGAGCUUUUAUAUGAAACUGAACUAACUCCUGAUAGAUUGAAAAUAAUAGCUGCAAAAAUGGUAAAUAAUGUUGGACAAUUUAAGAGAAAGGGAAAUAAGAUUGUAAGCGAUUUAAUGAAAGGAUUAAUGUAUAACGAAGAUAGCAAUCAGUUUUCAUCUAGUAUGCUGCGACAACACAAGUUUCUUACUAAUGUCUUGGACCGUUUAAAUGAUGAAAAGAGGCAGAAGGAAAUUUUAUCAGAAAUUGAAUUUGUUAGAAAAGUUUUAACAAUGCCUAAAAAUAUGGCAUUGUACAUGGCAACUAAUGUGGACAAAUUAACUGUUCAAGUACAAAACGUGUACAAUCCAUGGAACACUCACUUUUCUGAAUUAGCCACGUCAGAUAAAAAUAAGCUUCAAGCUAUUCCUGACUCAACAUUCAUAAAACCUCUAGACAAAGUCCCAAUUGAAGGCUGUGUUACAGGAUUAGGUUGUAUAGAAUCCUCAUUUUUAUGUCAAAACUGCCAAUGUAUAAAUGAUCACCAAAAUCCAGAUUUGGCGCAUUUGCUUGUUUGUUUACAAUAUUUAACCCAAGUAGAGGGUCCUAUGUGGAGACUUAUUAGAGGACAAGGUCUUUCUUACGGGUAUAAUAUCUACCCAAAUGUACAUGAAGGUUUACUAUAUUUAUCAUUCUAUAGAUCAACAAAUAUUGUGGCUGCAUAUAAAGAAGCAAAAUCAAUUGUAAAAAAUCACAUCUCUGAAAAUAAAUGGGAAAAGUUACUUUUCGAAUCGGCAAAAUCUUCGUUGAUAUUCGAAAUUAUUAAAAAAGAACAGAGUAUACGUGAUGUGAUACGACAGUCAUGGUUAUCUUAUUUUAAAAAUGUCUCGCAUAAUUACACUCAGCAAAUGGUAAAACGUAUAUCCGAAGUAACAGUCGAGGAUAUGGGCCGCGUGGCAUCUAAAUAUUUGACACCAUUAUUCGAUCCAAAGGAAUCCAGAACAACUAUUGUUUGUCAUCCCUCUAAAGUAUCGGAUGUAGUUGAUGCAUUUAAAUCAUUCAAUCAUGAUCUUAAACUAUAUAACUCCCUUGAAGAAUGUUACUUAAACGAAUGGUAAUUUUAAUUUAAAAUUAUGCAAUAAUAUUAUUAGCUAAAAUGUAUUACAGAGCAAAUGGAUGUUAUAUUAUUUUUAUUUGAGUCAUUGUCUAAAACAAGACAACAGUGCAGAUUAAUAUAAGGAUCUAAUAUGUAUUCAAAUUUAAUCACGAGUUUCACUGUAAUGUUCAAUG
This is a messenger RNA of Colletes gigas, 3370 nucleotides long. RefSeq lists its product as uncharacterized. Bases 130 to 3198 code for a protein of 1022 amino acids. The record is from RefSeq and is a predicted model, not a curated record. Gene Ontology annotation, molecular function: metal ion binding. The transcript has 14 exons. NCBI's taxonomy places the organism in Eukaryota, Metazoa, Arthropoda, Insecta, Hymenoptera, Colletidae.